CAUCCUCUGGGCACAGGCUGAGCUGAGCACUGAGACACAGCUGAGAAUUAGAGAGAGAGUGAGAGCGAGCAGUGAUGUGGAAAUAUGGGUGAGCAUCAGAAAAAGACAGAAAUAGAGCAAUAAAGCAGUGAAUUGGGCAGAGGCAGGGAGAGGGGGGAGGAGAAAUGGAGACGGUCUUCCACUGAGGCGGUGAUGCUUCGUGCAGGAAACGUUGCAUUUCACUGAAAGAGAAAGCUCUUGUGUUUGGAUGUGAGAAGCUUGUGGAUUUUCUCCAGCCUGCGUCUCGGUGGAAUUCUUUGUAUCUGGAUGCCAAACUGGACCAGACAGAGGAUGCGACUGCAGCUGGAUGCUAGGAUCCAUGUGGGCCUGUGAUGUCUGCACUCCUCUCAGCAACCUUUUACCACGUAAGGAUGACUCCGGCAGCUCUGACCCAGAUUGUGGAGUCGUGGCUCUUCGCUGUGCGCCGCUCCUCGGGUGGUCUGCCAGUGUGAUGUGGACUAGGCAUGCCAUACAUCUCUGCAGAGACCUCUCAGCCCGUUGACUCCGCUGACAUCAGUCUACGUGGAUACAAACAGCAACCUGCAGGCUACGCCGCCAAGUCUGAUCCAUAGUUAUAAUCCCCAGCUGAAGAACAAACAACAUCUGAGUGUGGAGCGAAGGGAGAGGCUGACGUCUCAGCAGGGUGGGCGGCAGAUGGUGACACUGCAGCAGCACUUCUCCAGCAUGGAGGAGACGGUGCGGACGCUACUACAGAACCAGGACUCACUGGAAGGGCCCAAAGUGGACCCACUGGACCUAAUGAAAGCAUACAAGGAUAAACUCCUGGAAGAAAUGUGGAAGCAGCAAGACAGUCUGGAGGGUCCCACAGAUCCAGCAGCCCAGUCUCCUGUUUCGCCCGAGGCUGAUGGUGGAACAGGGGAAAACUCACAGGACAGCACUCCCCUGCUUGAGCGCCUCAGAGCCCUGGAGGCGGAGAACUCUGCUCUGUCGAUAGAAAAUGACAACCAGAGAAAACAGUAUGAAUGCUGUUUGGAUGAGGUGGCUAACCAGGUGGUCCAGGCCCUCCUCUUACAGAAGGACUUAAAAGAGGAAUGUGUGAAGCUGCGGACACGUGUGUUUGACUUGGAGCAACAAAACCGAAUACUGAACGUGCUUUUCCAACAACGUGUCAAAACGUCCACGGUUCCCGUGUCCCAGGAGGUCCAAAGAAAUGGAAAAGCAGGUAUUACUGCAGGAAGGUGGCCCAGCCUACUGAGCCUAACGUGCCCACGCAGUAGUGGAAGCGGCAGUGGCAGUGAGCUGUCUCUUUCCAGUGCUUGCAGUGAAUUUUCCAGUGGCUCCCACACUUGGGCAGAAGGACGUGGUUUCUCCAAGCAGUCUGCCACAAGCCGGGACAAACGGAUGAGCACGGGCUCUGUUUCCAGCAAUCAUUCUGCAUCCAUUGAGCAAACAGAUCUCGGAUGGAAGGAAGGUCACAUUUUAAAAGGCUUAAAGCGUCUUCAAAUGCACAACACCAAGGAGGCAUCUGCACUUGCAUCUGUAUCACACUGCAAUGACUGUAUGACCUCAAAUGAGGGCAUAUAUUCUUUUGGUGUAAAACAAACUGCAGGCAAGCAGGUAGCCUCUGCAAGUAAACCAUUCAAGGCUGAAGAUGUGGUUGCCACCCUAGACUCUGAUGACCCAGAUGAUGAAUCAUCUAAAAUAAGUAACAGGGAAUCCAGUGAGCAACCAACAAAGGAGCGUCUUUGUUUGGAAAAACUGGAUGUUAUUGAGGAUGAUAAGAAAAAUGUUUACAAGGACUCUACAAACCUAUCUGGAAAUUCUGGUCUUUUCCCUUCACCUGACUCAGACAACUUCUUACUUUUGGAGGGCCCCACUGUUAAACCUGGGGUGAGCCCAACCGAUAGCCUUACACAUCUAGAAGAAAUACACAAAGACUUGCAGGAAAAGCACAAAGUCUCAAGCUUAGAGUUCAGUGACAGAAACAAUAACCAGGAACGAUCUACAGACCGUAAAUCCAGAGUUGAUUACAAAAGACAACUGGGCCGAAUUGCCGUCAGGCAAAUUGAGCAAGGUACAAAUAACUCAAGCUCAUCCCUGCAGCAUACUGCAACAAGAGCGCUGAGUUGUAUGAAUGAAGCCAGACAACGCAGCUCCUCAAUGGAGGUUCCUCACAGUAGACACCAUGCAAGUCAAGCUGGCAGUGAUAGUAAGGAUCAUGCCAUGUCAGAAUCUCCACAAAGGAAACCAAAACCUCAGCUGUGUGACUCAGCAAGGAAAGCUUUUAUCCUGCGCAGCAAGAGUGCCGACGGAGGACAAGAACAACCGAAGCAAACCCAUUCUCCUCUACACCAAAAGCUCAUUAAUGGCCAAAGGUCCAAAGGACAGCCAAACCCAAACCCUUCACGGAACAGUGUUCCUAGCAAAAGGACAAAUACAAACCUCAAUAAAACAUAUGGCUCAAGCAUGGGCACAACAUCUAAAGCUGAGAAAGAUGAGGAUGUUGCAGUUUCAACAUGUUCCAAGUCUCUUGAAAAUGUUCAACAGCAGUCUCCUCUUGCAUCCCCUGUGAAACAUUCGAAGAUUCUCAAGUCUCCAGGCAUCAAUGAUUCCUCAAAGAGUCCAAUAAAGUCCUCCUUACAAAUCUCUCAACUGUCAAGCAGUGACUCUUUGGAGGAGAGUCUCUAUGAUAACUUACCCUGCUCUCCCAGAAAACAGCGACGCCAAGAUCAGCACUGUGACAAUGCCCAAUCAGAACAAAGGUCCCCAUCUCCACCACUACCUCCAGGUCGAACUACUUCUCUCUUACUGAGACCACACUCUGACAGCUUACACAAAGAACAAAAAUCAGCUAAUCAGGCUCAAAGCUCCAUCUCGGGGAAACCAACUUCAGCUUCAGCCAAGACCCAAUCAAAUGAAUUGUUUUCUGUCUUACAAACUAAUCAGUCCAACAUAAAAGAGCAUCAACAUAUAGCCCCCCCAAUAGGUGCUGAAGAUAAAGAUAUUCCUGCCAAAAUCCACCAUGCCCACUCCUCAAAGAUACCACCUGAUUCUAUUCACGAAGCCUCUAAGUCAGUCCAGUUGUCUACAGACAGAACUGUGACAUGCCUUGAUGAAACAGGAGCUCCUUCUUUGCUGUCAGGUCAGAACAUCCUGCAAAGAUCCCAACAGAGUGUCAGUGAGCCAAAACUUUCAGAAGUUUUGCCAACAGUAUAUUCUAAUGUUUACUACCGUGGCAUUGCCAAUAAUCCCCAGACUUCCACCUCAAGAGCUAUUAAAAGGACACUUCCUGUAAGUGCUAAAUCUCAUGAAACAAUUACUGGACAGGACACAAGCACCUUCCUCAUUUUUGGAAGACAGGACAAAGAUGAUGCAAAAAGUGUCCAGACCUUUCAGACUUUUACAUGUGAUCAUCAGAUGACACAUGAAUGUGGUGCGCAGGACAACGCCCGCAGAAAGAUUGAGGUCCGCUGUAACUCCCUGGAUUCUGAGCCUGUCCAGCCUGUUGCAUCAGACAGUGGUUUGUUGUUGGACUGGGGAUUUGAUGAGGAAGGCUGGCUAUUUAAGCGAUCUGUGUCUGUGUCAACCAGACCUCUUCUCAAACCAGUGUUGGGCAUGAAUGGAGCCAAGGCGCGUAGUCAAAGCUUUGGCGCACGCUAUAUGGACAGACCAAGUUUCAACAGAUCUGGAAAGGUCCGCACCCAGAUCAAAACACAUUCAGGGAGCUCUUUGAAUUCUCUUGGUGAUGUUCUUCCUGGUAGUAUGAGUUGCUCUAGUAGCUACCAUUGUCCAAUGAAUCGAUCCCUUUUAAACAACUUCUUGAUUGAGGAGGGACUGGCUGUUCCCUCACAUUUGGGGUCCUCCAGUGAAAGACUUCAAAGUCUUAAACUCCAACGAGAGCAGGCCAGGCGACUCCAGAUUGAGCAACAAUUUUCCAGUGCUUUUGGGGAGCCAGUCUCUGAAGAACCAGAGAGACAAAGCACUAUUACCACAAUUGAAGAGAAAGUGAUGCUUGGAAUUGAGGAGAACUUGCACAAGUCUCAGGAACAGGAGAGAACUAAUGAAGUGAAGCAAAAGUCAGGUUCAAGCCUAGCUAAUUGGUUUGGUUUUCGUAAGAGUAAGCUUCCUGCUCCAAGCAGCAAAAAGACAGAUCCACCGAAGGUCAAGGAGGACAAACGGGAGCAAAAGAUAACAUCACUUCUGGGAGGAAAGAAUACAAAGUCUGACAAAAAGAGAGACAGGAGAAAAAGUGAUGGAAAAGACAGCUCUGUGGGGAGAAGAGAGUCUCAUGAUGCAGUGCGGGCAUGCAUCUCAAUGCCCUGCCCAGGAAUGUCCCUUAGUGACAUACAAGGACACAGCAAUGUCAUAGGAGACCCAAAGAUGCAGAUGCUGAACCGAAGAGCUGACGAUGAAAAUGGAUCCACGGUAAAGAGCCCCACCCAGGAUGCUGUAGUAGGCUCCGGCUGCAAGAUGCGAACAUUGGACAGUGGAAUCGGGACCAUUCCUCUCCCAGAAUCCUGUUCCUUCUUCUCCUCCAUUCUGCACUUCCUCCCCAAAUCCUCAUCAACCCCAGAACAGUCCCUCAGUCCUCCCAGUGUCCCUGGUUCCUCCAGUGAGGACGUGUCUCCUUCCCCAUUACCCCGGUGGAGAAUACCAUCCGGCUUUAAGGACAGCUGCCACGUAGGGGUGCCGAACUCCCUGUCUGACUCCUCCAUGACCCGUCUCCCAUCAGUGCCUUUCCCCACUGUGGCCUUCCUCCAGCCCAUCCAACCCCCGUCUGAACCCAUUAUGACCUCUGCCAGUAGGGGUGACACGCAGAGCAGGCUGCCCAGACCACCACCAGGUGGGGUGGAACCUAAGAUGUUGACUCAUAUCAAAUCGAAAACACGAGCAGGCCAACAGAAAGAUCAGACAAGGCUUCAGCUCGCCAACUAGAACAUGAAGCUGAAUGAGUUGACCUGAGGCAAGGAGGGAAGCAACUGGUUGGGAUAAUAUCCCUCUACAACAUAUGGACGAUCCCUAAAAUCCAACUCUUUGAACACUGUAUCUGUACAUCAGUAUGAAACCCUCUGACAACAGCUGAGCUUGGCAUCGUUGGCUUCCACCUGUGCACAGUGUAGUGUGAAGAUACAGAGAAGUCUUUCAGGUGUAGUGGCCAACCCUCUGGCAGCCAUUCUGGAGGUUUGCAACAUGUUGGCAUCAGCCGUUAGCAGCAGACUGAAUCUCUAAGUGUACCGCUUACACACACACACACACACAUACAUGGUCAAGUCCUCUGCUGGUUUUUCCUCUUAGUGAAGCAACAGUUUUGCAAAACACACAUGUAAUUAGUUUCCUAUUUAACAAAAUAACGCAGCAAUGUGAGAGCUACCUGUAAUCCAAAUAUAUCAUAGCUGCACAUAAUGUCCAGCACACAUACAUGUACAGUAUGUGCAGAUAAUGUAACGUGUAUUUGGUCACCAUCAAUACACCGGAAAAAAUAUUUGUUGUACAUACAUAUGCAAACCACCAGAUCUUCCUACACAGAGUUCUUCUAACAAUUACAGCAAAACCACAAGUUUUUUGGCUCAUGCACCAGUAAACAGGGGCGGCUCUAGAGAUCUUUGAUCAGGGGGCUAGACCGGGGCACAGACUGUGAAAAGGGUGGCGCAUGUAAAUGACAAACCUUUUAAAAAACAAGAUCUAGAUUUUAGAUAAUAAUAAAGUGAUUAUUACAACUAAAGUGGCCAUCUAAUGUUAAAAGUAAGGCAUAAUUUAUAGUUUGAUGGUGUUCAUCAUCAAUUACUGUUUUGUUGCCCGAUUCAAAAGAUUCAAACAUCCAAAUCUCUAUGCCAGAUAAUAAGCAAAAUAUACAAAUCUAUGUACAGCAUAUCCAACUCGACAGAGCAAGAGAGAAUAAGCAAGAAGGAAUAAGUAAGAAUAGGCUAUAGAAGUAUAUGCAUUUAAAUAAGGAUGUGCAAACCAAAAUAUAAUUUAAAAAGUAGAAUAAAAUGGCUAAAAGAGGAUAAAAGCAGCAGGUUAAACCUGGUGUCUAAGCAGCUCUUCCCCGCCUGCCAGAGCUGACUUAUUGAACAGUGGUGGAAUGAGGCAGGAAAGAUUUCGGAGCGGAGCAUCUCAGUCUGGUAGAGAAGGAGCUCCGCUGUCUGACCAGUGCGUGGUGGAGGGGAUGGUUGGGGUUAUCCAUGAUGGAAACCAGUUUGUUCAGCCACCUUCUCUCCACCACAGUUCCAGCCGUCUUUCUAAGUGUGUUCAGUGUGUUGGUGUUGCUGCUCCAAUGCUGCUUCUACUUUUUAAGUUAUUUUGCUGAUGGACGAACAAACCAACACUACUGAAUACAUGGCUUCCGUUAAAUGGUGGAGGUAAUGCAACAUUCACAAACAGUCCUUUUUUCAGGCCUUUUUACUAAUAGUGUUCACCGUCUGUAAUAUGCUGAAUAUCUCCUCUUCACCUGUUGUUUUGCUUACCUCCAUGUUUGCCGUUGACUAGUUGCCGCUGCGCCACCCACCUCCCGUCCAUUUUAAUAACAAAACGCUGAAAGAAAGUGACGAUGCAUUCAAGGCACUUCAAAAAUAUGACACAGAGGAGAUAAACUGUAAUAAUCAAUGUAAUCAUGGAUUUUACCGAUGCAGACAUGUUAAGAAAGAUAACAAAGUUCCUUUUUUGGAGCUCAGCUGUACCUGAUGCACACUGAAGCUACCGGUGUAGUCGCAUCGCAAACGUCUGUCUCAGACCACCGAUUCAAAUCUCUCCAUUUCAAGCGUGAAUGUGCCCGUAGAUUAAUGACCAAAUGAAUGACACAUACUUGCACCAAGAGG
Messenger RNA from Melanotaenia boesemani (Boeseman's rainbowfish), 6815 nucleotides. RefSeq names its product nck-associated protein 5-like. NCBI's taxonomy places the organism in Eukaryota, Metazoa, Chordata, Actinopteri, Atheriniformes, Melanotaeniidae. The coding region runs from base 694 to 4935 and encodes 1413 amino acids. Gene Ontology annotation, cellular component: microtubule plus-end. Gene Ontology annotation, biological process: microtubule bundle formation; microtubule depolymerization. The record is from RefSeq and is a predicted model, not a curated record. The transcript has 14 exons.